CGUGGCCACACGGUUGUCUUGGACUUCCGUUCUCCAAAGUGAAGUUGCGAUCAGUUUCCACGGCAUUACAGCGCGAGGAAACAACGCGAUUGGCUGCGUGUUUUCAGUCAAUGUGCGCACGGCCCCGCAGCUCUGCUCUCUUCAGCACCGAUGAGUCUGUGAUUGACAGAAUUACAAGAAGCUCUCGCAAAGUUGAUCCUUUCCUCCAAAUCCUCUCACAGGUGGCAUCCAUAUCAUUCAGUGCCAUGUCAACACCGGGGAGCCGUGCCGGUCCCGGGGCCGUGGCUCCGUGUCAGCCCUCCUCCUCCUCGGUGGAGAGCAGCGGCUGCACGGAGCCUGACCCGGGCCUCCUCCUCCCGGUGACCCAGUCCCGCUCCGUGCUGGCUCGACACCUCCUGAACGUACGGGCGUACAGCAGCAGCGUGACCCGCCGCAAGAGGGAGAUGAUCCCCAACGAGAAGAAGGACUCAAACUACUUGGUGAAGCGGAAAAAGAACAACGAGGCGGCCAGGCGGUCCCGGGAGAAGAAGAGGCUGAGCGAGCUGAUGGUGGAUGGGCAGCUGCUGGCUCUCAGCGAGGAAAACACCCAGCUGCGGGCUCAACUGCUCAGCAUGCAGUACCACAGCAGCCUGUGUGCAGAAAGGAGAACAUCUGCUUCUGCAACAUCCAAUGUGCCCUCAUCACCUGCCGUUUUCCAGCCAGGGCUCUGGGGCAACAACGGCAGCAAUGCAUUUUCAUUAGAGGCCAAUAUUCCUCGCUUUAGCUCAACAGGUGUGGGUGGUUUCAAUCCACGCAGUUCCCUCUUCUCACAAGGCUUCUCCCCCCUCUCCGGGCCCCGUGUCCUCUCUCCAGAGGCAGAGAUGGAUGCUCAGCGACAGGUUUCCUCCAGCGACGACAUCCACAAAUCCACCGAUGCGUCUGCCCUCCGAGCCUUUCUGCCCCCACCGGACCACCUCCACCAUGCCUCCAUCCGGUCAACUCGAUCCUGGCUGCUGCCCCACAUGAAUCCAUCGGCAGUGUGCAAUAAUGUCCUGCUGCCGUGGCGGUCUUCAUACCUGCCCUCGCCGGGUGUCUACCCCGGCCUGCCUCUCUACAUCCAGGAGAGACAAGGCCAGGGUCUCGGUGUGGAGGCAGACACCCAGCUGGGGGGAUUCAAGAGCCGCUUCAGCAGACGGGAUGCACCUCAGUCCUGAUUGACGCUAUACGACUGUCAGUGCGCUUAUUACCGUUUAUUUAGAGGCCAAUGGAUGCAAAACAUGCUUUACAUCUGCUCAUUUUAACAAGCCUCAAUGCAACAGGCCGUUCGAUGUUUUAUUUUUGACAUUAUGAGAAGAACAUGCAAAUUACAGUGUGCAUAUUUAUCAAAAUAUAGUCUGCAGAGAAUAUCAAAUCCAUGUCUCAAAUGCGAAUUUACUGCAAGUCAAAUGUGUUUGUUCUGACUGUUGUAUUGUAAGAAUGAAACAGCCAUGUCAAAAACCCAAAAUAAAUUUAAGUUUUCACUUUUUAA
Molecule: messenger RNA, 1507 nt
Organism: Gymnodraco acuticeps
Lineage: Eukaryota; Metazoa; Chordata; Actinopteri; Perciformes; Bathydraconidae
Exons: 3
Coding region: 111-1193 (360 amino acids)
Biological process (GO): circadian rhythm; regulation of DNA-templated transcription
Cellular component (GO): nucleus
Molecular function (GO): DNA-binding transcription factor activity; DNA binding
Source: RefSeq, a predicted model, not a curated record